This is a messenger RNA of Canariomyces notabilis, 790 nucleotides long. RefSeq names its product PHF5-like protein. Gene Ontology annotation, cellular component: U2 snRNP; precatalytic spliceosome; catalytic step 2 spliceosome. Bases 182 to 490 code for a protein of 102 amino acids. Gene Ontology annotation, biological process: mRNA splicing, via spliceosome. NCBI's taxonomy places the organism in Eukaryota, Fungi, Ascomycota, Sordariomycetes, Sordariales, Chaetomiaceae. The transcript has 2 exons. The record is from RefSeq and is a predicted model, not a curated record.
AAUCUCUUCCUCUCGUCUUCAUCUCAAAUCGCAUAAACCGAGAAGACCAAGACAAGCCCACCAUGUCCCGCCAUCAUCCGUAAGUCAACGUCCCUCUGGUCACGCAGCGGCACACCUCUACACCCCCUAGCUAUCCGAUCAGCCAUACUAAUUCAAGCUGCCAAACCCCAGGGACCUGGUGAUGUGCCGCAAGCAAGCGGGUAUCGCCAUCGGCCGACUUUGUGACAAGUGCGACGGCAAGUGUCCAGUGUGCGAUUCGUACGUGCGGCCGACGACGCUGGUGCGCAUCUGCGACGAGUGCAGCUUCGGCAACUACCAGAACAAGUGCGUCGUAUGCGGCGGCGAGGGCAUCUCGGACGCCUUCUACUGCUUCGAGUGCACGAGGCUGGAAAAGGACCGCGACGGCUGUCCCAAGAUUAUCAACCUGGGGAGUUCGAGGACAGACUUAUUCUACCAGAAAAAAACGAAUCGGGGGACGGCGGCGUUUUAGUGAGCAAGUGGCCCGGGUUUGGGCAGGCUUUCGGUUUCGAGUACCAGGGGCAUAUGGGUGUAAAUGUUUGUUUGGGCAUUUGCAUACGAGCAACUGCAUACGCCGGUACACACUUGGUGGCAAGGGUGGCGGCUUGGGUUUCUCAUGGCGUUAGGAGCAGAGGAACACUGGGAGAGGAGAUGGCGGGUGAUAUCACGGGUGUCCAUCUACCACUGCUAAUUCAAGGCUAUCUGAGUGUGUUGUAAAACUACAGCUAGGAGACCGUCCAUCAUUAAUCCAACAAAAGAGAUAUACCCCUCA